AUGUCGUUCAGUAACCCCUUCCAAGAUGAUAUAGAAAAUGACGCCUCGUCCAACCACUAUAAGGACUUUCCUGAGUUCGAAACGCUCUCUAAGGCAAUUGACAAUAACUUGCACAAUAUCAAUAAUACCCAGCUCGUUUCUAUGAGGAACUUACUAGGGCAAUACGAAAAGAUACUACUGAAUGAAGAUGCAGCCACGGAAGCCAACGAGUCAAGAGUACCUCAGCAGAUUCUGGAAAUCUCGAAGAAUUGUACUGAGUCGUAUAAGAAAGUGAAUGAAAGUGCCAAAGAGCUCAAUAACUACUUGACAGAGUGUGAGAAGAACCAUGAGGAUCAGGAUUCUUUGCGGUACCUUCGACAGAAAGAAGGUAUUGCGGUGAGCUUGAUCAAGUCUAGUUUACAACAAUAUCGAAGGCUACAGCUGAGGUUCUCGACGUUGCAGAAGCUGUAUGUGAGUAAAGUGCCAGCGGCAAACCAAGACGAAGAACGCACAGCGGAAGAAGAAGGGGCUCCUCAACAGCAGCAAAGCAUACAAAUCACAUAUGAGCCAAUUAAUGCUGAAGAGUUGGAGCAGCAAACGCUUUUGAUUGAAGAGAGAGAACGAGAGAUACACCAGAUAUCGCAAGACACUCAGGAGAUAAACGAUAUCUUCUCUAACUUGCAAGAUAUCAUCCACGAGCAGCUGUUCCAGAUAGACACUAUCGAGGAGAAUGUCAAUAACUAUAGCACUGAUGCUAGGGGUGCAUCGAGAGAGCUUCGCAAAGCAGAAAGGUAUCAGAGGAGGUCUAGCGGAAGAAUGUGCUGCUGUCUUUUGAUUCUCUUGGGUGUGCUAGGGUCGAUUAUCCUCUUGGCUAUUAUAUUUUAA
Messenger RNA from Candidozyma haemuli, 864 nucleotides. RefSeq names its product SNAP receptor (gene PEP12). The coding region runs from base 1 to 864 and encodes 287 amino acids. Lineage: Eukaryota; Fungi; Ascomycota; Pichiomycetes; Serinales; Metschnikowiaceae. The record is from RefSeq and is a predicted model, not a curated record. The transcript has a single exon. Gene Ontology annotation, biological process: vesicle fusion; Golgi to vacuole transport; intracellular protein transport. Gene Ontology annotation, cellular component: SNARE complex; endomembrane system; membrane. Gene Ontology annotation, molecular function: SNAP receptor activity; SNARE binding.